Messenger RNA from Tarenaya hassleriana, 880 nucleotides. RefSeq lists its product as uncharacterized. NCBI's taxonomy places the organism in Eukaryota, Viridiplantae, Streptophyta, Magnoliopsida, Brassicales, Cleomaceae. The record is from RefSeq and is a predicted model, not a curated record. Bases 279 to 707 code for a protein of 142 amino acids. The transcript is spliced from 2 exons.
UCCCUAUUCACAUCGCUAUUCUCCUCUUGCUCUCUCUCUCUCUCUCUCUUUUGCCGGUAACGGUUCGUCGGAAUUGAUCUCCGGUGGCGUUUGUGAAUGGUGGAAGCAAUCUCGAGCGGCGGUAAUCAUACGCUCUCCCUUUCGACCACAAGGGCGAGCUUCUUCAUCCCUGCGUCCUCUUCCUCUGUUUUCGCCUUCGGAUCUUGCAAGGAAGGCUGGUACUUCCGCUGCCUCGGCCUCGACCCCUGAAUCCCCUUUCCCUUUUGAUUCUCUGAAAGAUGUUGCUGUACAACAAGCAUAAGAAGAACCACACCUCCAAGGGGAACCGCAUCCUCAUCAGCGUCACCGUUCUCGGCAGUGCUGGUCCGAUCCGGUUCGUUGCCUACGAGGGCGAUCUCGUCGCCUCCAUCAUCGACACCGCUCUCAAAUGCUAUGCUCGCGAGGGUCGCCUCCCCAUUCUCGGCUCCGAUUUCAACGAUUUCCUUCUCUAUUGCCCCGUCGCUGGUCCCGAAGCUCUUAGACCAUGGAACACAAUUGGGUCGCUGGGGGCACGCAAUUUCAUGCUGUGUAGGAAGCCAGAGGAGAAGAAGCUUGGCGAUGGCGGUGAUAGAAGGCCGAAUUCCACCAUUAACGGAGGCAGAAAGGGAGGUGGGAGCUGGAAGACGUGGAUCAACAAGUCUUUCAGCUUGAAAAUCCCCAGCCAUUAGAUUCAUGGAAUACCCGAGAUGGGCUGUGUUUGAAAUUUGCUUGUUUCGUUUGUUUCUCCAUUUAAGCUGUCGAUUGUUUUGGUCAGGCUGCGGACUGUGCAGGCGCUGAGGCCUUUUUUCUUUCAUGAAUUUCUCAAUCUUCGGAAUAAAAGUCGUAUUCAUCGUUGGUUUUA